AUGGUUUCCAAAUUCCUCUCCAAAAGAGGCUAUAACUGGUUCAUCUCUCUUGUUGCAGCAGCAUGCAUGGUGCUUUAUGGAUACGAUGCGUCUGUCUACAACUCGGUACAGGGAUCCAAAAACUGGAACCGAUACUUUAAUGAACCGAACGAGAACAUGAUCGGCACCGUCAACACAGCUUACACUGUGGGCGCUAUUUUCGGCAGCUUCUUCUUAGGAGGUCCUACUGCUGACUACCUUGGACGUAAGAUUGGUAUGGCCAGUGGUUGUAUUCUGGUGAUUGCUUCCACCUUCAUGCAGGCCUGGGCCCCACGAGGGAACCUUGCUUGUUUCCUUGCUGGUCGGUGUAUCAUCGGCAUCGGCCAGGGUAUCGCUUUGACUUCCGGUCCUAUCUACAUCGGCGAGCUGGCGCCACCUGAGAUUCGAGGAAAGAUCAUGACCUUCUGGCAAAUGUUCUACUCGGUUGGAUCAUUCAUCUGCUUCUGGGUUGCCUACGGCUGCACGGAGCAUAAGGGAAAACUAGGCGAAUGGGGUUGGAAAAUGGUCGUUAUCUUCCAGCUUCUUGUUCCGACUUUGAUCUUAAUCCUUCUGCCAACUAUUCCUGGCUCUCCACGAUGGUUCAUCCAACACGGUAACAACAUUGAAAAGGCGCGUUCUGCUCUUCACCGAGUGCGAGACACUGAGGAGGAAGUUGAGGAAGAGUUGUUGAGAAUCCGCGAAGCCCUUGAGUACGAGAAAGAGGCUAUCUCAAGCAACUACAGUGCUCUCUGGAAGGACAAGUCCCUCCGCAAGCGUAUGGCUCUAGCCCUUGUCAUCAACGCUGGCCAGCAGGUCACCGGGCAAGGUUCUCUCAACUCGUACUCAACCAAGAUCUAUCAAAAGGUCUUCCCCAGCGCCGGUCAGAUUGCUCUCAUCAACGCCCUCAAUGCCACCUGCGGUAUUCUCUUUACGUUGAACGCUGUGUGGAUCAUCGACCGUUUUGGACGGAAGUUCCUUCUAAUUGUCGGUGGCAUCGGUAUGGGUAUCUGUAUGAUUAUCGUGGCCGCUGUUGAGACGGAGACACCAUCGCCAAACGGAGUAAAGACAGAACCAGUCGGCAUAUCGAUCGUGUUCUUACUCUUCCUAUUUAUCUUCUUCUACAAACCCUCUUGGGGCGCCACCGUGUGGAUUUGGACAUCUGAAGUGUUCUCGAUGAACGUCCGCGCUCAGGCCGUGGGUAUGGCCUCCCAGACUCAGAACAUCGCCAACGCCAUCGUGCAGCAAUUCUUCCCCAUCUUCCUGAAGAACUGCGGCUUCUAUGCCUUCUACAUGUUUGCGGGCAUCAACAUCCUGCUGGCAAUCUUCGUAUACUUCUUUAUCCCUGAGACCAAGCAGGUUCCUCUCGAGGAAAUUGACGCUCUCUUUGGCGGUGCCAACCACGUCACCAACGGUGAAGAAAUGAUGGUCGCAGAGAAGGCGAGGCGUCUGGAUAGCCAGCCCAAGAAGCUCGAUGCGGUGACCAUUGAGAACCUGGAGACACGGCGGUAG
Molecule: messenger RNA, 1527 nt
Organism: Aspergillus clavatus NRRL 1
Lineage: Eukaryota; Fungi; Ascomycota; Eurotiomycetes; Eurotiales; Aspergillaceae
Product: putative MFS sugar transporter
Exons: 5
Coding region: 1-1527 (508 amino acids)
Biological process (GO): transmembrane transport; carbohydrate transport
Cellular component (GO): membrane
Molecular function (GO): carbohydrate:proton symporter activity
Source: RefSeq, a predicted model, not a curated record